AUGAAUGUAAUAGAUCAUGUUCGGGAUAUGGCGGCCGCUGGUCUUCACUCCAAUGUCCGGAUACUGAGCAGUUUGUUGUUGACGAUGAGUAAUAACAAUCCAGAGCUGUUCUCACCGGCCCAGAAGUACCAGAUGUUGGUUUACCACGCCGAUGCCAUCUUCCACGAUAAGGAAUAUCGUAAUGCCGCCUGCAAAUACAGUAUGGCUCUGCAACAGAAGAAGGUGCUCAGCAAAACAUCUAAAGUUCGUACCUCUACUGGUGGAGCUGCAUCUAACAUACAGGCACAGAGUUUGCCGUCAGAAAUUGAGGUCAAGUAUAAGAUCGCUGAAUGCUACACCAUUCUGAAACUGGAUAAAGACGCCAUCGCAGUGCUCGACGGGAUUCCAUCCAGACAGAGGACUCCAAAGAUCAACAUGAUGCUAGCUAACCUGUACAGGAAAGCUGGUCAGGAGCGGUCCGCAGUGACAAGCUACAAAGAAGUCCUCAGACAGUGUCCCCUCGCUCUGGAUGCAAUCAUUGGCCUUCUUUCUUUAUCAGUCAAAGGAGCUGAAGUGGCUUCAAUGACGAUGGAUGUGAUUCAGAGUAUCCCCAACCUGGACUGGCUCUCUGUUUGGGUCAAAGCGUAUGCCUUCAUACAUGCAGGAGACAAUCAAAGAGCCAUCAACACUAUCUGCUCUCUUGAGAAGAAGUCUCUGUUGCGGGACAACGUGGACCUCCUGGUGAGCCUUGCAGAUGUCUAUUUCAGGGCAGGUGACACCAAGAAUGCCAUUCUCAAAUUUGAACAAGCCCAAAUGCUGGAUCCAUACCUCAUCAAAGGAAUGGAUGUUUAUGGAUACCUGAUGGCCCGUGAAGGACACUUGGAGGAUGUUGAAGUCCUGGGAGGACGAUUAUUUAAUAUCUCAGACCAGCAUGCAGAGCCCUGGGUGAUCUCUGGUUGUCACAGCUUUUACAGCAAGCGUUACUCCAGAGCUCUGUACCUGGGAGCCAAGGCCAUCCAGCUGAACAGCAACAGUGUGCAGGCUCUCCUCCUGAAGGGGGCAGCACUGAGAAACAUGGGUCGUGUUCAAGAAGCCAUCAUCCACUUCAGAGAGGCCAUGCGCCUGGCACCCUGCCGACUCGACUGUUAUGAAGGUCUGAUCGACUGUUACCUUGCCUCUAAUGGGAUUCGAGAGGCUAUGGGAAUGGCCAAUAACAUCUAUAAGACUCUGGGGGCCAAUGCACAGACUCUGACCAUCCUCGCCACCGUGUGCCUGGAAGACCCUGUGACUCAGGAGAAAGCCAAAACCCUGCUGGACAAAGCUCUGGCCCAGAGACCCGACUACACCAAGGCAGUGGUCAAAAAGGCUGAACUGCUGAGCCGAGAACAGAAAUAUGAAGAAGGGAUCGCUCUCCUCCGUAACGCCCUGGCCAAUCAGAGUGAUUGUGUCCUGCAUAGGAUGCUGGGAGAUUUCCUGGUGGCUGUGAAUGAUUACCAAGAAGCCAUGGAUCAGUACAGCAUAGCACUAAGCCUGGAUCCAAAUGACCAGAAGUCUCUAGAAGGCAUGCAGAAAAUGGAGAAGGAGGAGAGUCCCACGGACGCCACAGUGGAGCUGGACGGCGACGACAUGGAGGGCAGUGGGGAGGAUGGAGAUCUGGAGGGCAGUGACAGUGAAGCAGCACAGUGGGCCGAUCAGGAACAGUGGUUUGGUAUGCAGUGACCCCGGCCUGCUGAAGGAUACACAGUCAGUUCCUCCGUCUGACACGCUGCAGCCUGUCGGAAGCUUUUCGCUGUCAAACAGGACAAGGUGAUGCUUUUCCCCCUGACAUUCAGACAAACUUCAGCCUCUUCACUGUGGAGAUACUUUAGGUUUGUUUGUACAGCUGUCCAAUACAGUCUUACCAGUAAACACUCAACCUUAGAGAAGAUCAAGAUGUGUUUUCAACACCUUGAUUUCAAAAAGUUAAAUUGUAUCUUUGAUGCCAAUUUGGACAUUUCAUCAGCACUCCUUUGUUACAUCUUUGCUGGCAGUCUGUGGUUACCUGCUCACAUAAAAGGUAAUUAUAUUCAUUAAAAAGUGUAAGAAAAUAAAAGACCUGCUUUGGAUCUGGAGGUUGAGCUGUUACUGAGCGAGAUGUAUAAAGGGAAAUGUAGACAGAAGCAGCUGAUGUAAAGGGAAAUUUUGUUUAGGCCGUUAAAAAAAGUGGCUGGAGUUAUCCUUCACAUGUGUUACAGGGGACUGACAAUGAUUUUUAGAUUUGUGUUUUGUUUGAGCCGUACUGACUCGCCUGUUUUCUGCAGAAGAGACAAAGUGCAGACGUCAUAAUUUCACAAUAAAGGUUGUGAAUUUGCCACGAUGUCGCGUCUCAGACAGGCAAACCCCCCCGUCUGUCUGUAAAAAGUGACUAUAUUUCUGCUGCUCUUGAAAAUGUACCUUAUUAAUUUUAACAUGAGAAUGUGUCAUGUAAUGUACAUGCUUAUUAUUUGUGUGUGUCAUCUGCCUUUCUGUAUUUAAAAAAAAAAGAAAAAAAACAGCCCUCUGAUCAACUCAUUCUGAAGUUGGGAAGUGUUACUUAACCAUUUCAAGACAAAUGUUUAUAGUGUUUUGUACAUAUUUUUAAAGUGUAUAAUAAAAUAAUUCAACACUCACUUGA
Molecule: messenger RNA, 2632 nt
Organism: Acanthopagrus latus (yellowfin seabream)
Lineage: Eukaryota; Metazoa; Chordata; Actinopteri; Spariformes; Sparidae
Gene: anapc7
Product: anaphase promoting complex subunit 7
Exons: 11
Coding region: 1-1698 (565 amino acids)
Biological process (GO): cell division
Molecular function (GO): protein binding
Source: RefSeq, a predicted model, not a curated record